This is a messenger RNA of Suillus plorans, 981 nucleotides long. Its product is annotated as kinase-like domain-containing protein. The transcript has 8 exons. Lineage: Eukaryota; Fungi; Basidiomycota; Agaricomycetes; Boletales; Suillaceae. The record is from RefSeq and is a predicted model, not a curated record. Gene Ontology annotation, molecular function: ATP binding; protein kinase activity. Gene Ontology annotation, biological process: protein phosphorylation. The coding region runs from base 1 to 981 and encodes 326 amino acids.
AUGACUACUUUUUCCGCAUGGAUUUUCAGCCUGAGUGUGCUGCCCAAGAGAUGGCGGAAAGUCCAACCGGAAACAGAAACGUCGGGCGCGACACACCUGGAUGUAGGCUCCAAUGAUAAUGAACGCCCGGUCGACCUUACUGCGAAGGUCGUGAAGGAAUUGGCAUAUGCUACUGCCCAGGGCAGUUUCGGUGACGUAUGGAAAUGCAUGUUCUCAGACAAAGAUAGAAAUGUGGAGGUGGCGGUUAAAUGUGUCAGGAUCGAAAUUCAGGAUGACAGUUUCAAGAAAAUCGUCAACGAGAGGUUAAUGGACGACUUCCGCAAGUGGAAACUACUGCGUCAUGAUAACAUUCUUUCCUUGUACGGGAUUACCUACGGAUUUGGUCCAGUACCAGCUAUCGUAUUUCCAUGGAUGACCAACGGAUCCUUGAGCACGUAUCUUGGUAAAAACUAUGACAGUCUCUCUGGGGCUCACAAGUUCAGUUUGCUUGCUGAUGUAGCUGCUGGUCUUCAAUAUCUCCACUCUAAGGGGGUAGUUCAUGCAGAUCUCACAGGUAGCAAUGUGCUCAUCGAUAGAGACGGAAGAGCUCUUGUAGCAGACUAUGGGCUCUUGACUACAUGUUCCGACCUGAACGGGACCUCUUACAUCAGGAGUAACGUACGAUGGUCUGCGCCUGAGCUUUUCGAAGUUCCGGACACCGAGGAUGCAUCUAGCUCACCAAAAAUAGAAAGUGACAUUUACUCAUUUGGAUGUAUCGCAUACCAGGUUUUAUCGGGCAAGCAGCCGUACUGUAACAUUCGCAGUGAUCACCAGGUGGUUGUGGCCAUCCUCAAAGGUGUCAAGCCAAAGCGUCCAGACAUCCCUGCCAUCGAGGAUUGUCACUGGGACUUUAUCGAGCAAUGCUGGGUUGAGUCAUCACAGCGACCUCCUAUUGCUGAUGUCCGAGAUUUGAUGUGUCACUAUAGAGAUGUUAUGCGUUGA